AUGAGUUUCAGGGAUGAAAUGAAGUCUGUGCUCCGCCUGAAGGCAUUGGGAACAAGCAAUAAGGAAGCCUCAGAGUGUAUCCAGAGGAUCAGGGGAUCAAUAAGGAAAGUUCCUCGCAUUCCGUCAAUAAUCAAAGCCAAAAAGAGGUACAGUACGUUCAGAGUUUUAACAAAUACUGGCCACGAUCUUCUCAUUCUAGUAAACGAAGAUCUCCUGGGCGAAGAAAGCUCGCUUAUUGAUGUGGAGCUUGAGCUGUGCUACGAAUACUUUACUUACAACGAAGUUCUUAAGAAAGUAUUGCCCAAGGAAGUCCAGACGCCCUCUUCUUUUGAGAUUGUCGGAUCUAUAGUCCAUCUGAAUUUAGAUGAGGAGCAGAUUAAGUAUAAAGAUAUAAUUGGACAAGUUGUGCAUGACAAGACGGGCAGAACAGUGAUAACAAAGAUCGGGCAGAUAUCAAAUGAGUACAGGUCGUUUGAUUUGGAGGUAAUAGGGGGUGAGCCUGUGCUAGAGACUGUUCAUAAGGAGGGCAACGUUCUUUUCUACAUAGAUUACAGAAAUGUAUACUGGUGCUCAAAGCUUCAGAAUGAAAGGCUUGAUCUUGUCCGAAAGCUCAUGGAGGGAGAUGUUCUGUGCGAUCCUUUUUGUGGAGUGGGGCCUGUAUCUCUAGCUGCAUUGAAGAAGGGAUGCAGGGUCUAUUCAAACGACCUGAAUCCGCAUGCAAUUGGUUGCUUGAAAAAGUCCAUGAAGAUCAAUAAGCUUGACUCUAGAAACAUCGAGGUCUUCAACCUUCCUGCAAGCGAGUUCCUUGAGAAAAUGACUGGAAGGAAGAUAGACCAUUUCUUCUUGAACCUUCCCGAGCACAGCUUGGACUAUCUCAGAAAGAUCAGUACUUGGAACGGCGACUCCCGGGUCCAUUGCUAUUUCUUCUGCAGAAGCAAUGAAGAUGUGUACCAGUACAUAUUUUCGAGGAUCGGUCUACAGCUGAGUCCUGGGAUGGUAAAGAUGGUGAGGAAGGUGUCGCCAUCCAAAUGGAUGUACAAGCUCGAGACGUGCUGCACCCUUCUUAGGAGAGGGUUUGGUCUGUGCUGCAAUCUCUGA
This is a messenger RNA of Encephalitozoon hellem ATCC 50504, 1098 nucleotides long. Its product is annotated as putative methyltransferase. Gene Ontology annotation, biological process: tRNA N1-guanine methylation. The transcript has a single exon. The record is from RefSeq and is a predicted model, not a curated record. The coding region runs from base 1 to 1098 and encodes 365 amino acids. Gene Ontology annotation, cellular component: cytoplasm. NCBI's taxonomy places the organism in Eukaryota, Fungi, Microsporidia, Unikaryonidae.